AUGCUAACACAGCAACGCACCACGCAGAAGCACCCGCAGCACACUGCACCCUUUGAUGCUCUUGAUACUCCUUCACCCGCUGCCUUCGAUGAGGAUGGCGACAUCGCCGAAUUGAGGAAGCUAUAUGGAUCCAAGGUUCGCCCCAUCAAGGAUAUGUUCGAGGGCUGGUCGGAAGUCGACAUUUUGUACGCUCUCCAAGAGGCUGAAGGCGACGAGGGCCUCGCCGUCGAAAGAAUCGCUCAUGGUGCCGUCUCUCAAUGGGGCGAAGUUUCCAAGUCGAAGAAGACUCGAUCGAAGCCUAAGGAUGCUGUAAGCGCGUCAGCCACGGCGGAUACCCAUUCUGGCCCUAGGCCUUCUCGUGGCGGCAGGAUCGUGUCCGAGAGUGGGCGCGGCCGUGGCCGAGGCGUCGAUCGGGGUGGUCGUGCUCCUCGCAGCCGACCCGCGCAACCGGCGACCAAUGGUACCCGUAAGGAGAGUGGUCUCUCUGUGCCUACGGAAGAAUCGAAUGCCUGGGAUACGAAGAAGAGUGGUUCGGACACCCGAGGCAAUGCUGCGCCAGAGCAACCAGCUGCUGCCGCCGAACCCGCGAAGGCUGCCCCUCCGACCAAGACUUGGGCUAGUAUGCUCAGGCAGGCUACUGCGCCUAAAAUUGCCCCCAAGCCCAAGGAGGCUCCGGCUCCCAAGCCUGCCGAAUCGCUUGAACCCCUCCCCCCCUGCUGCUCGUGCCCCCACUACCAACGACGCAUCCUCGAUCAAGAGGAGGCUGUUCGCAUGCCCGGCAACCGCGAGGUCGAUCGUGCGGCAGUCCAAUUUGGCGCCUUCUCUCUCAAUGGAGGCGAGGAGGAUGUUGACGGAGAGCGUGAGGAGGCCGAGACUAGGGCCCAGCCUCCCGAUGACUCCCCGUCGUUCAUCCUCGCGCUUCGCUUCCUCCCGCGGCCGCGCAGCCUGCGGCCGCCCCCGAAGCGGCUGCCCCUAAGCCCGUCGCGUCCGCUGCCCCCGCCAACGCGCCUACUGCCCCUGCUGCCCAAGUACAGGCUCAACAGUCGGUAUCUACUCAAGUCAUUUGGCCGCUACGGUGCACAGGAAGGAGCGCCUGGCCUCCCAUCCCUUAACCAGCAAGGCGCGGCCGCUUCGAACCCGCAACAGCAGUACGAGAACUACCAGGCGCAGCAGCAGGCUUCGCAGGUCCCCCAUUCGAGCGGUGCGUUCAGCUCGGCGCCCGGCGAUUUCUCCUCAUACUACACGGCGGACCACCAGAACCGCGGUCCCUACAACAACUACUAUGGCCAGCAGUACGGCCAGCAGCACCAAGCGAGCCAGGGCCAGCAAGAGGGAGCUGGAGCUACCCAGCAGCCGCAGCCGCAGCGCGCGUUUAGCGGCUACAACAACGCAUCGCAAGCCGAUAACUUGGCCCAAUACCCCCAAAGCGGAGUGGGCCUCCACAACCAGUCUCGCUUCGGGGGCGUCAGCAACGAUCCUCAGAGCAGCGGGCACACUACGCCCAACCCUCGCAGGGGCAGCAGCAGCCCGGCGCGCAGGGCACGCAGCCGCAGUCUCACGCGGCUCAGCAAAACUACCCUUACAACAGCCACCCCUAUUUCAACAACCCUUACUACCACCAGUUCUACCAGGCCUACGGGCAGGGCGGCUACGGUGGGGCACCCUACGGCAAGGGGGCGUCUCGUCCCCGCCGGCGGGUUCCAGUCUUCGCUCCACCGCGAUAACAACGGCGUCAGCUCGGGACUCGGCGAGUACGGCAGGGUUGGCAGCGCGCAGUCGGGACACCAAGCGGGUCUGGGUGGUAGCUCGUUUGGCGGAAUGCAUGACACGUUUGGACGCGGACCCUCGUCGUACCAGUCUCAAGCAGGCCAAGGAUUCAACGCCCAGUCGCAGGCGGCGGGCUCAGGUUCGGGCAACGAUGACCUGAAGCCGUAUGUGGACUCCAACCACCUCCAGCAGGGCCUUCAUGGAUCUAGCGGAUACGGCAUGGGCGGCGCUAACAGCGCUGGCCAGCACGGCAAUACGCCCUACGGCUCCUACGGGCAGGGUGGCUUCGGCGGUAGCGGCUACUACGGCGGCGCGGGCCAGCAGCAACAACAGCAGCAGCAACAGCAGCAGCGGGGCGGCUGGGGCGGAAACUAUAACCACUAG
This is a messenger RNA of Parascedosporium putredinis, 2151 nucleotides long. Lineage: Eukaryota; Fungi; Ascomycota; Sordariomycetes; Microascales; Microascaceae. The record is from the annotation of a GenBank genome assembly.